Molecule: messenger RNA, 2289 nt
Organism: Sorghum bicolor (sorghum)
Lineage: Eukaryota; Viridiplantae; Streptophyta; Magnoliopsida; Poales; Poaceae
Product: LIMR family protein Os06g0128200
Exons: 14
Coding region: 296-1828 (510 amino acids)
Source: RefSeq, a predicted model, not a curated record
GCCAGCCUAGCCCACGCUGUUGGCCUCCUCUCGCAGUCGCCUCGCCUCGCCUCCGCCCCUUUCCCCCUCGGCGUCGUCAACCCACCGCCCCCCACCCCUACCCGCUGCUGCUAGCCCGCAGCUCCCUCGCUUCCUGCACCCACCGCCCGCGGCGCGGCCCAGAUCCCGCUCGCCGGUGGUGGCCUCUCACCCCCCCCCCUCCCUCCCGCCGCCGGAGCAAGGGGGACUGCCCAAACCCUAGUGGGAGUAGGAGACCAGGAGGGAGGGCGCGCGAGAUCCGGCGGCGGCCGCCCCGAUGGGGGACUUCAACGUGGCGCUGGUGAUCGUGGCGGCGGUGGUCAGCGUGCUGGUGCUGCUCGUCAGCGUCUACCUGCUCGUCAACUACCAGCACCCCGACGACGCCAACCAGGCCUACUUCCCCAAGCUCGUCGUCGUGCUCGGCCUCACCGUCGCCGUCCUCUCCAUCCUCAUGCUCCCCGCCGACGUCGCCAACCGCCAGGCCUGCCGCAAGGCCGUCUACAACGGGGCUUGCGACCUCACGCUCCCCAUGAGGACGCUCUGGCUCGUCGUCUACAUCGUCGACGCCGUCCUCGUCUUCCUCGUCAUACCAUUCGCCAUGUUCUACUACGAGGGCGACCAGGACAAGUCCGUCGGGAAGAGGCUCAGGACCGCCCUCAUCUGGGUCUUCGCGUCCGCGGUGGUUUGCGGCCUCGUCCUCGGUAUCCUAUACGGACUUGUUGGUAAAGUGGACUUCACUGUCAGGCACCUAUCUUCAACGGUCCAGACAUUUCCAAACUCAUUUUCUGGAUUCUCAAGUGGCCAGCCUUGCUUUAGUCAAUUGCCUCGUGUGUGUGCAGCUUCUACUGCACCGGCUAACUCGCAAACAACUUGGACAAUGCGUGCUACCUUCCCUGAAUAUGUGGUUGCUCUUACUACAAUCGUUGGAUCUGUGCUUUUCACGAUAUUUGGUGGUGUUGGAAUUGCCUGCCUUCCAUUGGGACUUAUAUUCUCAUUUAUCCGGCGUCCAAAAGCUGUAAUUACACGCUCACAAUAUAUAAAGGAAGCAACUGAAUUGGGAAAGAAGGCCAGGGAGUUGAAAAAAGCGGCUGAAGCUCUUCACCAAGAAGAAAGAAGUGGGAACAAGGGCCGGAAAUGGCGCAAAAAUGUGAAGGCUUUAGAAAAGGAGUUAUUACUUUUGGAAGAUGACAUGAAGGCUCUAGAAGAGAUGUAUCCUCAAGGAGAACAGGCUGAGGCUACUUGGGCAUUCACAGUCCUUGGGUACAUUGGAAAACUUAUAUUUGGUGUUGUUGGGUUAAUUGUUUCAAUAGCUUGGGUUGCACAUAUUGUCAUAUACUUGUUGAUUGAUCCUCCUCUAUCUUCUUUCCUGAAUGAAGUCUUCAUAAAGUUGGAUGGUGUUUGGGGUCUCCUUGGGACUGCUGCUUUCGCGUUCUUCUGCUUCUAUCUCCUUAUUGCAGUGAUUGCUGGGGAGAUGAUGCUUGGUUUGAAACUUGUUUUCAUCACAAUUCACCCGAUGAAAUGGGGAGGCACUUUAAUGAACUCCUUCCUGUUUAAUGUUGGGCUCAUACUACUUUGCUCCAUCAGUGUGAUUCAGUUCUGUGCCACGGCUUUUGCCUACUAUGCCCAAGCAACUGCUGCUCAAGAGAUCUUUGGCCACACAUUGCAAUCCCUUCGUGGAAUUAAGUAUCUUUACAAGUACAAUGUUUUCCAGUAUGGCUUUGUUGCUCUUGCCAUUCUCACACUCUUCUACUAUGCUAUAUUUGGAUGGAGAAAGAGGAAACCAACAGGAAGGUUCCAGCUCUCAAAUUGAUUUGCUCUGUAAGUGAAGCUUGACGGAUUCAUCAUAUUUGCCCCCUGAGUUAGUUAGGGUCUUAGGGAUGUAUAUGAUCAACCAAACGAAACCAAAUCAUCUUCUCAAAGUUGAGGAACUGCAAAUGGUGUAAAUUAUCAGCUAUGAGACUUCAAAGGCGAGAACGGGGGGACUAUUGGUUACCACGAACAUGGAUUUUAAAGUAGAACCCAGUUGACUUUGCAGUGUACACAUUUCUUGUAUCGGCUCUUCAUUUACGUCUGUAUUAUUGCUUUAUGAUUGGCUGGUGAUGUUAUUCAUGAGAGAUGUUUGGUGUGUCUGGGGGCGCUUUGCCCCCCUUUGAUAUUCAUUUCUUGGCUGUGUCUGGAGUUAGGUCAGUUCAUUGCUUUUAUAUGUAUUAUAUACUGUGAUUACAACACAAGGUUCUAGGUUGUAUUAAUGAUGUCUUGAUUAUCCUUGUC